This is a messenger RNA of Sitophilus oryzae (rice weevil), 970 nucleotides long. RefSeq names its product DNA translocase FtsK-like. The record is from RefSeq and is a predicted model, not a curated record. The transcript is spliced from 3 exons. The coding region runs from base 109 to 876 and encodes 255 amino acids. Gene Ontology annotation, molecular function: structural constituent of cuticle. NCBI's taxonomy places the organism in Eukaryota, Metazoa, Arthropoda, Insecta, Coleoptera, Curculionidae.
GGUUCAUAUCGCGGGUGGUAAGGGUAUAUAUGGAACGGUACCAUUUUGGAGUACCAUCAUUCGCUCUUAGUACCACCGUAGUAACGCGAAUACGUUGCAUAAAUUAAGAUGUUGGUUAAAUUUUUGGUUCUACUUUGCUCUUCUACAACAGUGGUACUCUCCCAAUACCAACCUCAACCCGUCCAACAACUCCCAGCUCAGUACCCCGCAGGAAUCGAUCCGAAAUCAUGCCCGAACUACCCUGAAUGCUCCAAUCCCCUGGUAGGAGUCCAAACAGUCAAAUCUGCACAACAGUACGCUCAGCCUCAGCCUCAAGCUCAAUACCAACCUCAAGAGUACAGAGCUCAACCUCAGUACCAACCCCAGUACACUGCACAGCCCCAAUAUCGGCAACAGCCUUUGGCUUAUCAAGCUCAGUACCAGCAGCCUCAGUAUCAGCAAGCUGCUCAGCCCGCCCAGCAAGAACAGAGUCAGUAUUCUCCUGAUGUGCAGCAGAAGUUGGAUCGUGGUGAAUACAUUGGUGAUGGUGACUACCAUGGAGAAGGGUUGGCUGAAUCAUUAGCACCAGAAUAUGCUGGUCCUCAGCAACAAUCAGCUGCCCCAGUCCAACAAGCGGCAGCCCCUCAAUACUACCAAGCUCAACCGGCCCCUGUAGCCUACGCUCCACAGCCUCAGCAAUACUCUCUCCAAUACGCUCCAAGUAACGCCCAAAGUGUUCAAACCCCUGCGUUUGUAGCCGCAUCCCAAUAUGCCCAAGCCAGGUCUUACAGCCCUUCACAGAACGCUUUGAGUAUUCGGUCUCUCCCGAGUCAGUCUGCUCAAAUUCCAGCUGGUUUGGACCCCAACGCUUGUCCAAAUUACCCUUUUUGCCAUUAGUGAGGAUGUUAGAUGGAAGUUUUUUGUAUUUAUUCUUAAUUUAUGUAAAGUGUAUUAUAAACUGUGAGCAAUAUAUUCGAAAAUAAAUGUCUGA